This is a messenger RNA of Acomys russatus (golden spiny mouse), 626 nucleotides long. It is a transcript of the gene Fabp9, whose product is annotated as fatty acid binding protein 9. Bases 93 to 494 code for a protein of 133 amino acids. Gene Ontology annotation, molecular function: fatty acid binding. The record is from RefSeq and is a predicted model, not a curated record. NCBI's taxonomy places the organism in Eukaryota, Metazoa, Chordata, Mammalia, Rodentia, Muridae. The transcript is spliced from 4 exons. Gene Ontology annotation, cellular component: nucleus; cytosol. Gene Ontology annotation, biological process: fatty acid transport.
AUGGGCUUUAAAAAGAGCUGCUGGAGGCUCAGAGAUGCCCACACUUCCUUGGUUUCGGGUUGUGAGAACCUCAUCGCCCCAGAAACCUUUGCAUGAUGAUCGAGCCCUUCUUAGGAACCUGGAAACUGGUCUCCAGUGAAAACUUCGAGGAUUACAUGAAAGAACUGGGAUUGGGUUUUGCAGCACGGAACGUGGCAGGUUUGGUAAAGCCAAGUGUUACUAUUAGCUGCAACGGGGAAAAGGUAAGCAUCCAAACAGAGAGUUCCUUCAACAACACAGAGAUCUCCUUCGAGCUGGGGGAAGAAUUUGAUGAAACCACUGCAGACAACCGGAAAGUGAAGAGCAUCAUAACAUUAGAAGGUGGGUCAAUGAUCCAGGUGCAAAAAUGGCUCGGCAAAGAGACAACAAUUAAGAGAAAAAUUGUGGAUGGGAAGAUGGUCGUGGAAUGUACCAUGAACAACAUUGUCAGCACUAGGACCUACGAAAAGGCUUGAAGAAGGGGUGGACACCAGCGAGAACAUGGGCAGUCGAGAAAAUUCUUGGCUAAAGAAAAUCAGCCUCAGGGACAGCGAUUGAAAACUUUAUCCACAUAAAUUUUGCUCAAUAAAAGCACGAAUUGAAAUGCA